This is a messenger RNA of Patiria miniata (bat star), 1134 nucleotides long. Its product is annotated as monocarboxylate transporter 12-like. Gene Ontology annotation, biological process: transmembrane transport; monocarboxylic acid transport. The transcript has 3 exons. Gene Ontology annotation, molecular function: monocarboxylic acid transmembrane transporter activity. The record is from RefSeq and is a predicted model, not a curated record. Bases 1 to 1134 code for a protein of 377 amino acids. Lineage: Eukaryota; Metazoa; Echinodermata; Asteroidea; Valvatida; Asterinidae.
AUGGCUAAGGCUGGUGCUCGCCAGGGCUGGUGCGCAGUCCUUUGUCUGCACAUGACGUGGUUGUUCAGCACGGGUCUCAUCAAGGGUUUAGGGGUGAUGUUGCCGUCCCUCGUCGAGCAGUUCUCGGCCCCGACGUGGGUUAUUGGCUGGAUGGUGACCAUCGUCAGUGGUGUUGUCUGCUUCACAGGACCUGGUUUAGGUAUUUCCUUGAUUCUAACGAGGACCUUGGUUGGUAUGCAUUUCACUGACAACUACGCGACGGCCAGUGGUAUUGGGAGUUCUGGUCAUGCCGUUGGUCUGGUUCUUAUUGCACCCUUCACACAAUUGCUGCUGGAUACGUACGGGUGGAGAGGCGCCAUGCUCCUUCUCGGAGGGUUGUCCAUGCAUCUUGCGCCGUGCGGUGCUUUAUUGCGAACUCCGCCAAGAGAGACGGAUUCGUACGAAACACUUCCCGCUUCGGAACACGAUCAGCUUGUUAGUCAAGCACACAGCGCAGACAAGAAGACCGCGUGCUGUAAGCGUAAGGAUGACAUCUUGGCUCGAUUCGGAUGCUCCGUUUGUCUGCGCGUCGCUUAUUGGCGAGCGGCCAUUGUUCUCAUCUGUUUCCGCUUCGUGCCAGCUCUCUGGGUGGUGUAUUUUGUCUCGCACGCCCAGGCUAAGGGUUUUUCAGCGUAUGACGCGGUGAUGUUCACUACAGCCGCCGGAGCGGGUAGCUUCGUGUGCAAGAUCGCGUCGGGUCUCGUGGUAGACCGAGGCCUCAUGAGCCUACGAUGGGCUAUGUCGUUAUGCAUCGUGGUUGCGUCAUCCACUCUGAUCUGCAUUAGCUGGACCAACUCCUACUGGUCGAUGAUGGUCAAUGCCUUCUGCCAUUACGGCGCCAAUGGAGCCGUGGGGUCAUUCUGCGAUAUUUACACCAAGGAAUUGCUUGGAGUCGAACACCUUGGCUCUGCUAUGAGUUGGAUGGAGCUGAUGGCGGCCGUAUUACUAAUGGCUUUUGGAUUCUUUCCAGGUUGGAUAUACGACCAGACCAGAAGCUUCGACUUAGCUUUUGUUAUCAUGGGAGGUAUACAGGCUCUGCCGUUGGUGUCGCUGUUUAUGGAGUGGGUCAUGAUGAGACGUCAACAGAGGGCGUGA